Messenger RNA from Myxozyma melibiosi, 1157 nucleotides. Its product is annotated as splicing factor, Prp19-binding domain-containing protein. Gene Ontology annotation, molecular function: RNA binding. Lineage: Eukaryota; Fungi; Ascomycota; Lipomycetes; Lipomycetales; Lipomycetaceae. Bases 1 to 1122 code for a protein of 373 amino acids. Gene Ontology annotation, cellular component: U2-type spliceosomal complex. Gene Ontology annotation, biological process: mRNA splicing, via spliceosome. The transcript has 3 exons. The record is from RefSeq and is a predicted model, not a curated record.
AUGCCACCCCGCGCCCAACAAAUAAAGCGCACGCGCUACUUUCCAGGAAAACGAACGUCACGCACACCUUCACCCGACCCCUCAUCCUCCGACGACGAAAGGGAUCAGCCCGAGGACGCUGACCAGAAUUAUGCCACCGCACAAAACGAUACGCCGGUGGCAAUCACUGAGUUUGCAGCGGACGAGGAUAAAGAUGAGGAGGAGGACGAAGAGAAGCAGAGUAGCAGGCAGAUCGCGAGGAGGGUCGUCGAGCCUGUAAAGGAAAGCCGCGCGAAGAAGGAGAGCAGUGAGAGCGAGGAGAGCGAGAGUGAUGAUGAUAGCGAGGAGGAAAGUGACGAGAGCAGUGAAGAAGAGGAGCCAAAAAGAGUUCUAUUAAGACCCAUCUUUGUGCCAAAAAACAAACGCUCCGUCCCAACCAAACAAGCCACCGAAGCCGAAGAACAGCUCGCGGUAGAAGCCGCCAAAACACAGAAAAAAGAAGCAACCCUGCUCGAGAUCCAGAACCAGAUCCGGCUUGAAUCCGAAGCUCAUGCGCGAAGACAACAACACGAAGCGAACGACGUCUCGCUUGUAGCAAAUGCAGACGACAUCGACGACACUGAUGAUCUUGAUCCGGCAGCUGAGCGGGCGGUGUGGAAACUGCGAGAACUUCGACGGGUGAAACGCGAGCGUGAAGAGCUUGAGGAACGGGAGCGCGAGUUGGAGGAAUUGCAAGCUAGACGAGAGAUGGACGAGGAGGACAAGAUCAGGGAAGGUCUCGAACGGGUACGGCAGCAGCAACAAGAGAAGAAGGACAAACGUGGAAACGUGGGGUUCAUGCAAAAGUACUACCACAAGGGCGCAUUCUAUCAGGACGACGACGCUGUCAAGCGCCGCGACUUUCAUGAAAAGACGAUCGACGAGGUCAAGGACAAGACGGCACUGCCCAAGAUCCUGCAAGUCCGUGGCGACGAUUUUGGUAAGCGCGGAAGAUCAAAGUGGACGCAUCUGUCGGCGGAGGAUACGUCGCAGGGCGCGGACUCGCCGUGGUUUGAUCCUCAGAGUCGGGUUAAUAAGCGCGCGCGUGAGAAACUUGGUGGGAUGCAUGAUGCAUAUCCAAACAAGAGCAAGAAGCCGAAAUGAUUAGGAUGGGGAUUACAGUGUAGGAUAAUAUUAAU